This is a messenger RNA of Dothidotthia symphoricarpi CBS 119687, 768 nucleotides long. RefSeq lists its product as uncharacterized. Bases 1 to 768 code for a protein of 255 amino acids. The transcript is spliced from 3 exons. The record is from RefSeq and is a predicted model, not a curated record. NCBI's taxonomy places the organism in Eukaryota, Fungi, Ascomycota, Dothideomycetes, Pleosporales, Dothidotthiaceae. Gene Ontology annotation, biological process: mycotoxin biosynthetic process.
AUGCCGUUCACCUACGCGAAAGUAAGCAGCGAAAGCUCUUCUCACGACGAUACACUUGAGCAACAGCAAACCCAUCCUGGACCUGGCUGGAGAGCAAGGUUUUCUAGGUUUCUCGACAAAUUGGAAGUUCUCAGAUGGCCCGCCACGUUUGUCUUCCUACUGAUCAUCCUUGUUUGCGAACUGUCCAUUCUACAUAAACAGUCGAGUUCGAUGCAAAUCGGAGGAGAGCUCAACGGGCUUAUACCAAACUUUUCCCAGGAGAAGAAAAUCUUCCGCACAGAUACAAGAUAUACCUCAGACCACAAGACUGUGGAGUCAAUGAAUGCUAGCAGGAUGGCCUGGAUGGACCUCAUGCCUCGCGGCGCUGGCUUCAUGGACAUACCCAACUACGCAUCCUACUCUCUGCCCCCGCCCAUGCAUUUUGACUAUGCUCCCGGUAGGCAGUCUUACGCCAUUGCCGUGUUUCACGAACUGCACUGCCUCUACCAUAUGACAGAGUUUGUUGACGAGCUCGUGAUGAAGAUCCGCAACAAGGACUGGACUGUGAAUGAGGGUCUGCUUGGGCACAACGAUCAUUGCUUCAACUACUUGCGGAAUACGAUCAUGUGCGCCGCCGAUACGACGCUAGAGGGGCAGAGCCAGGAAGAUAUGUUCAAGGAUGUGGCAGGUACGGAUGGCACAGGAGCGGUCCAUCUUUGCCGUAAUUAUGACGAGGUGUUCGCUUGGGCUGAUAAGCAUAGGCUCACGGACGAGAAGCUUGCUGUAUGA